AUGAACGAGUUCAUCAUUGUGGAGGAGCGAGGAGCUCAUAAUCAUGCAAUGGAACCAGUGGGAACACCCGGAACUCACGCAGGAUUACCCAAAACUCUGAGGGAAAUCGUCGACCGUUCAUUCUACGAAGACUGGAAUAAUGCAGUUCGACAGGAGAAACUUGAAGAGGAGGUUCGUCGCCUGGGUCUGCCACAUAAUCCACGUCUCGGUAGGCAGGUUGACAAUCGGAUUGCCUAUCUGCGCAGGGUGAAGAAUCUCAACGAAAUGAAGAAAAUCCAAGAUCAGGUAAGAAUCAUGUUGAGAACUGUUAAGUAA
This is a messenger RNA of Cooperia oncophora, 315 nucleotides long. The record is from the annotation of a GenBank genome assembly. Lineage: Eukaryota; Metazoa; Nematoda; Chromadorea; Rhabditida; Trichostrongylidae.